GUUUAGCUCAGCUGUUAUGUGUCGCCGAAACCUGCCGGUAAUUAGCUUAGUGUGAUCGUGAAAGAAGUUUCAAAAUUCAGAUAAUUUCAUUGCGUUUAAAUCGGCAUCUUUAGAUGUACCACAAAGGUCAAUUUCGUUUAAAGUGAAUGCAAGUAACUGACAAACGGAAGCGAUACAUUUGCGUGAACGUGUGCUCCGUCUUGGCACAAGGGUGCAACUCUGCAACUGGCUAACUAGAACAAGCUGUUCUUGUUUGAUUUAACCAUGGAUGCCUUUGUGAACUUCACAAGCCAAAGUCAAGGAAGGGACCGUAUAUUCAGGGCAACUCAGUAUGCAUGUGCACUGUCGGUUUACUUACUUCGAAACCACUCAGAGAAAAAGGAACUUGUGGCGAAACUGAAAAGUCUGGAAACCAACAUGAGCGCUGGACGAAAAUUGUUCAGGCUGGGAAACACAGUAAAUUCCAUUGAGGCUGCUAAGCGAACCAUGCAACUCUCUGACCGAGUGCUGUGCCUGUGCCUUACUGCGGCCAACGUCGGCCGCGCCCUCUACUUUAUCUGUGACAAUGCAAUCUGGGCCAGAAACGUCGGUCUUAUCCGCAAUAUCGACAAGGAACGCUGGAGUCUAAAUUCCUCUCGCUGCUACUUCCUCUCACUAGUUAUGAGCCUGGCCAGGGAUGUUUAUGUUGUCAUCCAGUUAAUGGCACAGAGAGCGAGAGAUGAACACUUCAGACAGAAACGAGAGCUGUAUCUCAGGGAGAGUCCUGAAGUAGCCGAAGCUGUCGUUCCUCAGUUGGAUGCUUUUCUCUUUCUGCUGCUGGAGAGCCUAAAAACUCAUCCUGCUGUUGCCUUGGACACGCUGAAAAACAUAUGUGAUCUCUUUAUUCCUUUAGACCGGUUGGGCAUAUACCAGUCUAAUGCAGGAGUGGUGGGAUUUUGUGGAUUAAUAUCCUCAGUAAUUGGAAUUGUAACCCUUGCGCAGCCCAAGUUAAGACUCAAACCAUGAUAACAAGGGUAGAGAUAAACCCUCCUAGCUGAUUAAAAAAAAAAAAAAAAGUUUAUUAUGGUGGACGCAGCUCAGCCUGAUGCACAGCGAGAUUAGAUAACAUGUCACGGGCACAUUUUGUAAUAUUUAUGUUAAAAUAGCAUUAAUCUUUUACACCAAACUCAGGCAAGCAAUAACUGAAAUUAUCACUGGUCUUGAUAAUUUUGCAUCAGAUUUUUGAUUGUUUAAACUAAUUACAUCAUGCUUUUGAGACAAACUAUGACUUGACACUAAUCAGGGACCAGUUAAAGUUCACAACACUGGUUUAAAAAGGAGCAAAUCAAGUUUACAUUGAAGCCUUGUUGGUUUUUCUAAAUUUCAUAAGGACAUAUUACUCUCACAUUUCAGUGCUUGUGCACGUACAUUUUAGUAUCUUGAGUGCCUGCCCAACCGAAAAACUGAAUCAAGACAACACUGUCAGUUUCAGGGACUACCUCAAUCAGAAAAUGUGUGAUUCAACACGCGGGCUAAUUAAAGCAUGUAAACAUGUUCUAGUUGAACCCCAAAAGUAUGAGCCUGAAAAUUAGCAUAAUAAUAUCUCCUUUGAAAGAGCCAGGGCCAAACCUGUGUGCAUUCCUUCUUUCGACACCACCUACAACACCAGCAGUUUUGUAACCAUUGUCUUUGUGAAAUAAGGGCUUCUUACUGAUGCAAGCUUUUGCAUUAUCUUUGCACCUUUCUCUUAAAAGAUCUUAAUCUGAGUGGCGUUGCUGCUUUAAGUCGACUGUCUUUCUCUGCUCUCUGUUUUGUGAUAAGACGCUGCUUCAAGUUUUAUCUCUAUGAUUCAAAUGAUGAAUAAGCUGCUUCUCAACCAACCAAAAGUGCUUUCAGGGGGAAAAGCAGCAAGGGAUCGGCCUUUUUCACAGUAGACAUUUUUUUCGUUUUGUCAUAGAAAAAGUACAGAUAUCAGUAAUAAUACUAACACUGGCUCUGUUUUAUUCAAGAGAGACAUAUUGAAUGAUACCAUGACCCUGAAAUCAGUUAAGCUAAAUGGUAUUCAGCCAUCAUCAAUUUCUUUACUUGCAUCUGUACUUUCCUGUGCUCCAAGAAGUUAAAUUGUCACGUGUGAAAAAGGCUGUUAUUUAUUUUUCAUUCUGCCAUUCAAGGCAAAGCCAGGAUUGUGACUCAGAGGUUUAUACUGUAUGUUCGUUUAAAGAAAAUGUCAAGAAAUUGAGUGCAAAACACCCUUAAUAAUGUGAUUAGAAUUACAUUCUUAAUAUAUUGUAAAGAAAUUGUAUGCUUGUGGUUUGUGUUUUUUAAUCUUUGUGACAAAUGAGUGAGGAUAAAUUUGAAACAGAACAUAAUAUGAAAACUUACUUCAUAGCUGCUGGUGCACAUAACAUUUUAUGAUCACAUGUAGUGUCAUUCAGUUCAGAUGAAUUGAUGCUUUUACUGUCACAGUUGAUUGAAAGGUGAAUAAAACACUAAAAAUCUAAA
This is a messenger RNA of Centropristis striata (black sea bass), 2481 nucleotides long. RefSeq names its product peroxisomal biogenesis factor 11 alpha (gene pex11a). NCBI's taxonomy places the organism in Eukaryota, Metazoa, Chordata, Actinopteri, Perciformes, Serranidae. The transcript is spliced from 3 exons. The coding region runs from base 265 to 1005 and encodes 246 amino acids. The record is from RefSeq and is a predicted model, not a curated record. Gene Ontology annotation, biological process: regulation of peroxisome size; peroxisome fission. Gene Ontology annotation, cellular component: peroxisomal membrane.